AUGUCUAAACCUCCUACCUUCCCUCCCCCAGUUCAUGUCCAGAAUCCAUCCUCAUGCCCUAAUCCUUUGUGCAACAUCAGAGCAUCCCAUGAAUUCCAUCAUCUCAUCCCUAUACCAGCCAUUCCUGUAGGCGUUCAACAGCUGAAGAUAGCCCGGUUCCCACAUCCUAGCCCUUUUCCUAUGGUGAAUUGUUGGAAGCUAGUAUCCCCAGCUGCAUUUGAUCCGGAGGAGGAAUCGUGGGCAUACUUGUCAGAUGGUUAUGGCACGGUCGGAUUGAUGAAGACGCCUAUUGAAAGGGAAGGAUGGGUGCUUUAUGACGCAGAACGGUGGGAAAUCGAAAGUCCUCCUCUCCCCUCGAUGAGAAGCAUCGAUUGA
Laccaria bicolor S238N-H82 is the source of this 375-nucleotide messenger RNA. RefSeq lists its product as uncharacterized. The record is from RefSeq and is a predicted model, not a curated record. The coding region runs from base 1 to 375 and encodes 124 amino acids. NCBI's taxonomy places the organism in Eukaryota, Fungi, Basidiomycota, Agaricomycetes, Agaricales, Hydnangiaceae. The transcript is spliced from 2 exons.